Xyrauchen texanus (razorback sucker) is the source of this 3109-nucleotide messenger RNA. RefSeq names its product gastrula zinc finger protein XlCGF28.1-like. The record is from RefSeq and is a predicted model, not a curated record. The coding region runs from base 280 to 1716 and encodes 478 amino acids. The transcript is spliced from 4 exons. Lineage: Eukaryota; Metazoa; Chordata; Actinopteri; Cypriniformes; Catostomidae.
AUCACCACUGCUGCUAAUCGAACAUGACGUAUCACAACACUACAGAGAUCGAGGCAUGUCCUGAGAGUCACAUAGAACAGGGGUGCCCAAUACAUCGAUCGCAAUCUACCAGUCGAUCGCAAAGGCAAUGCUGGUUCGCGACUUCCAAGGGCUUCUGAGAACAGAGUGCGAAAAAGCUAGCAGUUUUUGAGACUAGCUACCAGCAGCUACUGCCUGGAUUAUGCAAAACUUUCUGAUUCCAUUCGGUGCAAGUCAUCAGAAUAAGAAUUAAAACUGAAGAUGGAGAUUGUUAAAGAGGAGAGUGAAGACAUCAGUAUUUCAGAACCAUUCAGACCAAAGAAUGAAGAUACUGAGGAACAAAGAGAUCUGAUGAAGCUGAAAGAGGAAACUCAAGAAAUGAUUGAAGGAGAGGAGAAACAUCAGGAUCAGAAACCUGAUCAUUUUGUUAGUGCAGAAUUGCCUGACAGUUGCUCACAGACUAAAAAUAAAUUCUCAACAAGAAAAACUCAAAGAACAAAAUCAAAAAAUGAUUCUUUCACCUGCCCUCAGUGUGGAAAGAGUUUCACACAUAAAGGAAGCUUUAAUAUCCACAUAAGAAUUCACUCUGGAGAAAAGCCUUUCAGAUGUCAACAGUGUGGCAAGAGUUUUGCACAAAAAGGAAACCUUGAGUUACACACAAGAAUUCACACAGGAGAGAAGCCUUUUACAUGCAUCCAAUGUGGCAAGAGUUUCACACAAAAAGGAAGCCUUAAUGCCCACAAAAGAAUUCACUCUGGAGAGAAACCUUUUACAUGCCCCCAGUGUGAUAAAUGUUUUGCACAUAUAGGAAGUCUGAAUGAUCACAUGAGAAUUCACACCGGAGAGACCCCAUACACAUGCCUUCAGUGUGGAAAGAGUUUCACACAAAAAGGAAACCUUAAUUUCCAUAUAAAAAUUCACUCAGAAGAGAAGCCUUUUACAUGUCAUCAGUGUGAAAAGAAAUUCAGACAUAAAACAAGCCUCAAAGUUCACAUGAGAAUUCACACUGGUGAGGCGCUUUUCACAUGCCUUCAGUGUGGAAAGAGUUUCAAACAUGAAACAACCCGCAAAAUUCACAUGAGAACUCAUUCUGGGGAGCGGCCUUUCACAUGCCUUCAGUGUGGAAAGAGUUUCAAACAGAAAACAAGCCUCAAAAUUCACAUAAGAAUUCACACUGGUGAGGCACUUUUUACAUGCCUUCAGUGUGGAAAGUGUUUCAAACAUAAAACAAGCCUCACAAUUCACAUGAGAAUUCACACUGGAGAGAAGCCUUUCAUAUGCCUUCAGUGUGGGAAGAGUUUCACAAGUAAAUCAAACCUGAGAGCUCAUUUGAAAUGUCAUUCAGGAGAGAAAUUACAUCACUGUCCUCAGUGUGGCAAGAAGUUUUCAGAAUUGGCUUAUUUUAAACAACACCAGUUAACGCAUACUGGUGUGAAAUCUCACGUGUGCUCAGAGUGCGGAAAAGCCUUUGUCCGAAUCAGCACCUUGAAACAGCACCAAAGAGUUCAUGUGGGAGAAAAACCUUACAAGUGUUCACACUGUGAAAGCACUUUUGCUUGUCCAAAACACCUGAAAACACACGAGAAAGUGCAUACUGGAGAGAAGAAAAUUGACUGCUCUGAAUGUGGAAAGACUUUCAGCUCAUCAAGUACUCUACAGAGACAUUUAAAGAAGAAUUGCCCAAAGGUCUCAAAGUGAGCCAACUUUAUCUUGAGAAACCUCUCUUGCAUUUCAAACAGGAUAAAUCUGCCUCCGAAGGGGACUUCAAAGGGACAGCAAUCAUGACUUCCAUGUUGAAGUGUCGUUCCAAAUUGAGUGCCUUAAAAAUUUACAUUUCCAUAGGAUUCAACUGAUGGACACUUCGCUGCCAAGCAUACCGGAACCGGACCAUACAUCAUAAUCUGCCGGUGUGCCAAGUGUAAUAUAAAUUAAACCAGCUGCAACUGCAAACACACACUGGUUCUAUAUACCAAAACAUGUGACACAGACAAGCUUUUAUACCACGGGUCUGUUAAAUGCUUGAUUCUGAUUGGUUGACAGACAUUCUAAGGUGUGCAAUUAUUUUCCAGUAAAUUACCACUUACCACUAAUGGUACCACAAUUACCAUUACCACCUCAGUAAACUUAUCACCCUCGAGCUCUAGACUGGUUACCCAUUGAAGCUAAGCUGGGUUGAGUUUGGAUAAUACCUGGAUGGGAGACCUUCUGGGGAAAACUAAGGUUGCUGCUGUAUAACACCCCAGUAUAGUGAUGGAGACACUAUACUGUAAAAAGGCACUGUCCUUUGGAUGAGACAUUAAACUAAGGUCCUGACUCUCUGUGGUCACUGAUUAGGGGUGUAACCCUGGUGUCUUGGCCAAAUUCCACCCAUUGGCCCUUAUCUGUCAUGGCCUCCUAAUUAUCCCCAUCCCUGAAUUUGCUAUAUAACUGCACUUUUUCCUCUCCACCAACUGCUGGUGUGUGGUGAGUGUACUGGUGCACUAUGGCUGCUGUUGCAUCAUCCAGGUGGAUGCUGCACACUGGUGGUGAGUGAGGAGAGUCCCCUGUUCAGUUUGAAAAGUGCUUUAUUAAUAUAACAUUCAUUCAUUCAAUAAUUAAAAUGUCCACUGUCAGUUAUUCCUUACUCAACUAUUGUAAUGGAUAUUUAAAAUAAGGAAUAAUUGAUGAUGGACUGUUAAAUUAUUGAAAACUAACGCUUUCCCAGAGGUGGUAAUAUGGCUAAAAGAGAGACGGAAUUAUUUUUCAAUAAUUCAGAGGGCCAAUGCCAAUUAUUCUGCUUAUACCACAGUUAUCAGAUCUUAAGACAUCGUUCAGGGUUUUAUCUCAAGACUUCAAUUUUAAUUAAUAUGGGGGAACAAAAAACAGUUGAAGAGCUUGCAUGGCAAUUGUGGAAAACGAGUGAGCGCAGUGUUAAAUGAACUGCUUUCUUCCACCACGGAUUCAGUGUCUUGCUUUGGUACAGCCCAAGCCAUCAUUGCUAGUUCAAAAACGUCACUUUAGAACUAGUAAUGGAGGCGUACACUGCUUUUAAUUAAAAUUAUUUGUGAUACGGAACCGCUAUGCAGUCAAGACCUGGAACUACUUCACAGCA